AUGCAUCGAUACGAGCCAUAUCCGCGUAUACCCAUCCAUCCCUCUUCCUCAACAUCCACCCCAUACUCCAGAAAGUCUCAAGGACAAACAAUCAUAUCUCACGCACCACCUCCGUACACUACCAAACCACUCGCACCUUAUCCUCCUAUACCCGGACCUCAUAUCACUUCUAAACCUCCCCAAUCUCAGUCUCAUUAUCAAGCACAACAUCUGCACUCGCAAUCACAUGCGCAAUCAGGUCGAUACCAACCUUCUCGAGGUGCUCAGCGAGAUGCCAAAUACACAAAGAAAGAAGCUGAGAAAGCUCAAUUACUCGCUCAGGCAAAAAUGAUCGCUAGGAAUCAGCAAGUGACAUUGUCGGAACGUAAGAGACAGAGAGUACUUCCUGGGCCUUCUGUUCUUACGCUCAAUAGUAGCGGUAAAAGAGAGGAGAUACAGUCUCAAUUGCAAUUGCAAUUACAGUUACAGAAUGUUCAAGUGGAGAAUGCCGAGAAGGUAAAGAAAGAACAGCUACUUGCUAUUCGACUUGCGAGGGAGGAACAUCAGGAGAUGAUAAGGAGGAAAGAGGCAGAGGAGAAGAAGGUUAGGAGGAUACAGUUACAGGUCUUCGUACAUGCCAGACCGACUCCAUGUGAAUGGAAAGGAUGCGAAGCGAUACUCAACUCAUGGGCAACUCUUGAGAAACACAUCCAUCAUUCUCAUCUUCAUCCGUCAAUUAUACAUGAUUCCAAUCAAGUAAAAUGCCAAUGGCAAGGAUGUAAUGAGGAAUUCAAGAGUAGAGAUGUAUGUGAGAGGCAUGUACUGGUAGGACAUAUGGGAUCGUUCUCAGCUAGGUGUCCAUUUGAUUGUCUAUUCGAAGGACCUUCAUUUCCUUCAUUGAUGGCUCACAUAUCCCGACGACAUCCCAAAGCUACUCCAGAUGACUUUAUACCAGGUUUGAUUCAUUACCGACCUUCUCUCCCGCCUUUGUCCCUCUUACCUCAACUACCAUCUCUCACCCAGCCUCACAAGUACCACGCCUUCGAGCCUAUCUUACCUUUCAAGGGGGGUGUGGGGAAUAGGAAUCGGAAGAUGGUUCAGCGGAAUUGCUUUAAAGGGAGAUACCCCCGCGUGGAGGCAUAUGAAGAUAAGAGAGGUGCAGGAGCGGCUAUACAGGCUAUCAUCGAGAAUUCGAAAAGGUUGAAAUACCUUCCACCCAAUUCGGCGGUAGGUAUUAAGGUUGAAGGUGGAAGAGAAGAUGAGGAAGAAGAGGAACCUGGAACGGCCAGAACAUUUGUGCAUUUGGUGGACGUUAUAGGAUCGGCCAAGUUGGCUAGUGAACAGGCUAAGAAGGAGUUUGGUGAUGACGUUGAAUAUUCAAGUAUGAGUGGUUCUUCAACAUCAUCGAGUCGAUCUUCCCCUUCUAUCAUAAGCAGUGGAUCAUGUAAUAAAGCAGAGUACGACACCGAACGGGACAGGGUGAAUCCAGAGAUGAAGGUGAAGAGAAGUCAGAGACUUAGAUUGAAGAUUGUUAGAAGGGAUUCAGGCAGUUCGUUGGGUGAUAGUUUGUACAGCGAGGAAUGCUAG
This is a messenger RNA of Kwoniella mangroviensis CBS 8507, 1566 nucleotides long. RefSeq lists its product as uncharacterized. The transcript has 3 exons. The record is from RefSeq and is a predicted model, not a curated record. NCBI's taxonomy places the organism in Eukaryota, Fungi, Basidiomycota, Tremellomycetes, Tremellales, Cryptococcaceae. Bases 1 to 1566 code for a protein of 521 amino acids.